Molecule: messenger RNA, 201 nt
Organism: Rangifer tarandus platyrhynchus (Svalbard reindeer)
Lineage: Eukaryota; Metazoa; Chordata; Mammalia; Artiodactyla; Cervidae
Source: the annotation of a GenBank genome assembly
AUGGGCGACAAAGGGACGCGCCACCCCGCCACCUCCGGCUCCGCGGCUCUCGGCUCUGCUCCACCCGAGAUCUCCUGUGUGGUCGCCGGCAGGGCUGGGGGCGCGGGGACCUGGCCGCGGAGACACACGCACACGCACUCGCACUCAUCCACUGACACCCAGCACUGGUUCGCCGGCUCGGGGACGCAGGGGGCAGGCUGA